Messenger RNA from Uloborus diversus, 2140 nucleotides. RefSeq names its product zinc finger protein OZF-like. The transcript has a single exon. NCBI's taxonomy places the organism in Eukaryota, Metazoa, Arthropoda, Arachnida, Araneae, Uloboridae. The coding region runs from base 371 to 1972 and encodes 533 amino acids. The record is from RefSeq and is a predicted model, not a curated record.
GUAAACAUUCUUGUGAUUCUUACCUGAAGACUUCUUUUGAAGCAAUUGACCCAGAGAACUUCUGCGAGUCAUUACAAAUUCAGAAUUCGAUGCUGUCAUGCAUUGUUUAGACACCAUUAGUCAAAUUGCUAAGCCGAAAACAUCGUCAUCAGAUUCAUGCUUUCUAUCUUCGUUGGCUAAUGGAUUCCAUUUCAACAAAUAUCAGAUUUUAAAAAUCAGAAAAAAAAGCAAUGCCUUCUUGCCCUUUCCAACCAAAAGCAUGUUCUAAUUCUUGAUGGCUGAGGGCUAAUUUGGAAGUCCAUCUUUGCAAAGUUUUUUACCUUUGAAUGAGUUUAGCUCAAGCAGGAAGAAAAGAAGACAGACUUCAGCGAUGUCGUGUGAUUUGAAAACUAAUGCCAGUGAAAAACAAGGUUCACGUGAAUAUUGUUCAGAAACAUUUUCUGAUGCUUCACAAUUAAAGGUACAUAACUAUAGCCAUGACACAGAAAAAUUAUUUUCAUGCAAAAACUGUUCAAAGAAAUUUUCUAACCCUUCAAAUUUAAAAAUGCAUUCCUGUGAAAAAUACGAUUUGCGUGAAUGUUGUUCAGAAGCAAUUUCUGAUGCCUCCCAUUUAAAUGUAGAUGACAAUAGCCAUAACACUGAAACUUUAUUUUCGUGUGAAAACUGUUCAAAGACAUUUUCUCAAGCUUCAAGUUUAAGAAUGCAUUCCUGUGAAAAAUAUGAAUUACGUGAAUACUGUUUAGAAGCAUUUUCUGACGUUGCACAAAUAAAGGUAGAUGAUAGUAGCCAUGACACUGAAAAAUCAUUUUCGUGUGAAAAAUGUUCAAGGACAUUCUCUCAAGCUUCUAGUUUAGUAAUGCAUUCCUGUGAAAAUCACGAUUUACAUGAAUAUCGUUCCGAAGCAUUUUCUGAUGCAUUGCAAUUAAAUGUACGAAACAGUAGCCGUGACACUGGAAAAUCCCUUUCUUGUGGAUACUGUUCAAAAACCUUUUCUCGUGCUUCAGGUUUAAAAUCACAUACGAGAAUCCAUACCGAUGGAAAGCUUCAUUCAUGUGAAUAUUGCUUAAGGGCAUUUUCUCGAGCUACACAUCUUAAGAGGCACAUGAAAGUCCACACUGGCGAAAAACCAUACGCUUGCGAACGUUGUUCAAAAACGUUUUCUGAAGCCUCAGACAUGUUAAACCAUACGAGAAUACACACCGGGGAAAAGCCUUUUGCUUGCGAGUUUUGUCCAAAGACAUUCUCUCUGGUAAGAUACUUGAAGCAGCAUGUAAGGACCCACACUGGUACUCUACGUUUUUCGUGUGAAUAUUGCUCAAAGUCGUUUUCAAGAGAAUCCUCAAUAAAGAGGCAUAUAAUGAGAGCCCAUACGGGGGAGAAGCCACACGUCUGCGGACUCUGCCUGAAGGGAUUCUGUACAUUUUCGCAGCUGAAGAGACACUUGAGGAUGCAUACUGGCGAAAAACCGUAUACUUGCGAGUUCUGUUCGAAGGGAUUUUCUGAGUCUUCAAGCCUGACUGAACACGUGAGGACCCAUACUAACGAAAAGCCAUUUGUCUGCGAUCAUUGCUCACGGGCAUUUCAUCGUGCUGCGCAGUUGAAAAAACAUGUGAGGGUGCAUACGGGCGAAAAACCGUAUACAUGUGGUUGCUGUUCAAAAGCAUUUUCCGAACCUUCAGGCUUGAGAAAGCAUAUAAACAUUCACACUGGUGAAAAGACGUAUCCCUGUGAAAUCUGUGCAAAGACUUUCACUCGAGCUUCAUACUUAAAGAGACACAUGACGGUUCAUACUGGCGAAAAGUCCUAUGCGUGUGAAAGUUGUUCAAAGGCUUUUUCUCGAGCUAUUUUCUUAAGGAGACAUAUGAAGGUGCAUACCGGUGAAAAGCCCUAUGAGUGUGAACACUGUUCAAAGACUUUUUCUCAAUCAUCUCUCUUGAGGACGCACCUGAAGAUCCAUAAUGCAGGGUUGUAGUUUUGGUUGGACAAAACCGAUUUUGGCCAUGCCACUUUGAAAAACCGGUCAAAACCUGCAAAAAUGGAUUUAACCAAUAGAGCUAGCCGAAGCUAUUGUAUAAAAACACACUAUGUGUACACAUACAAUUUGUAAGCAUAAUGUCGCACAUUUUAAUGCACAAUUAAA